This is a messenger RNA of Haliotis rubra (blacklip abalone), 7250 nucleotides long. RefSeq lists its product as uncharacterized. The record is from RefSeq and is a predicted model, not a curated record. Gene Ontology annotation, molecular function: metalloendopeptidase activity; scavenger receptor activity; zinc ion binding. The coding region runs from base 264 to 6809 and encodes 2181 amino acids. The transcript has 49 exons. Lineage: Eukaryota; Metazoa; Mollusca; Gastropoda; Lepetellida; Haliotidae.
CCAAGGUCUGUGCAUGGUGUAUGUGGACUUGGGUCAUAAAUAAGUUUACAAACAGCGCUCUCAACUGACAAAUUUGAAACCAUUAUCUUUGUAAUACUUAAAUCUUGAUUCAAAGACUGAGGUCCUGAAGUAGCAGAGGAAGCCUUACUCAACAGGAUACUUCACUGGCAGUUGUGAGCGAGCAGUCCCAGUUCUCAGACAGAACAAUGACUUGCCUGAAGUAGAUGAUGUCGGAGUUGCAACCGGUUCAAGACAGAAUGUGAAUGAGAGAACUUGUUUGGUUAUUAUUCUUCGAGGAAGUUAAGUCAGAAGAGCCAACUGCCACCAUGUUCAAGGGAAACUGUUUGAGAGAAAGUUUUAUUUUUGUACUAUUUGUCUUGAGUGUUCAUGGUGUUUUCCAUUCCUGUGUGGACGUGAAACAGAACACAAGGAACACAUCUGAUGGGGAAUACAUCCUUUAUCUGCAAUACAAUACUGGAGUUUCACUUUACUGUGCAGGUAUGAACACUAACUCCCCGAAAGAGUAUCUCACACUCAAGGCAGGGAGAAGCAACAACUCCGCAGUAUACUCUAAAGAUAAAGGAUCUGACAGCUGCGGAAGCAUGUCCCCAGCACAGGUGUACAGCCAGUGGGGGAGGACAGAGUUCACCAAGAUCAGGCUGCAUGUCGACACCUUUAGUGUAGACAUCACAGACUAUAAAUUCACCAAACAAAUCGGACCAAAUCAAAUAUGUUAUGGAUGUGCUGGGGACAGCUUCUCUAGUUCCUUCAACUGUACACCACAUGGAAACUUCAAGAUUGACUUGUCUGACACACCAUUUGUUGUGAGUCCAGACGUCCAGUGGACCUGGACUGGACAGUACAGCAAGCCCGGUCCCGUCCAGGGACAAGCCUUCAUUGCCAACUACACUUACAUUGGAUGCUUCAUAGAUGCGCAUGUCCGUCUGCUGCCAUCAGCAUUCAUAAGAUCGUCCACCUUGACACCUGAUGUCUGCGUCAGUCACUGCAAACAGCACAGCUACCGGUAUGCUGGAGUCGAGUACACUGAUGAGUGUUACUGUGGAGACAGCCACACCCGCUAUGCCUUAGCAUCUAAGGAGACGGAAUGUAACUCCAAGUGUAAGGGAGACUUUGCCCAGACCUGCGGGGGUGCCUACAGGAUCUCGGUAUAUGCUACAGCACAGGACCAGAUAACCCAAGGAAGCUGUGGGGGGGAUGCCUGGAUCAUGUAUUCCUGCCCUCAAGUCAUCACCAUCAGUCAAAGCCCUCAAACUGGCACUUGUCAGCAAACACCCAUGCCUCAAGAUACAAGAAAUAUUUUGUUUAGUGGUGCAUGUCACAAUGAGGCUUCUUGCGUGGCGACGUCAGAGAUGGUCUUCAAGUGUAUCUGCCCGAAGGGGUACGUUGGACCACGCUGCGAUCAGCUGCAAUCCUUCAUCAAUGUGGAUGGGUCGGACUGCCCUGCCGGGAUGCAGCCUGAACAGUGUUCCUGUUCUUCCACGUGUUCUGGAGCUCGCUUUGAGGCCGACAGCUGCACCACAUCAUCAGGGAAGCCACAAGUAACAUGUCGCUAUGGUGACCCAGGCUUUGUCUUCCUGUACAACCAAGCACCAACUGGGACGUCCAAGCAGACGGUAAUAUGCCCUGUGGGCUCCGAUAUUGUAGGCUGCUCUGUCUGGGACAGUAACAAGCACAACCAUGGACAGGGUGCAGGAACAAUGGAUGUCGCCAACAGGAAGUGCUCAAUCUCAGGCUGCAGCUCAUGUACAGUGCAAGCAAGGUGUAAACAGUACCUGUGUGGGUGUUUGAAUGGCGGCACGUGCAGCAAGGUGACAGGGACGUGUAGCUGUCCUGUGGCCUACUUCGGUGACCACUGUGAAUUGUUUGACUACUGCAGCUACUACGAGGACCACAACAACAGGAGUGCAUGUGGAGCAGGCACCUGUAUGGCCGUGCCAGAGAAAUCAGUCCACACCUAUGGAGGUGACAAUGCUGGAGACCAUUGUCUUUUCCCCUUCACCUACACAGGGCUCACAUUCAGCUCUUGUAUCAACAGCAACCAGGUUGGACCACCCUUUGCAUGUGGAGCUAAGUUUGACGGAUACAAUGACUAUAUUGAUCUGGGACAAUGGAACCCUGGGACAGUCUACACUAUAGCAGCAUGGUUGUACCCAACAAUUUCAGACUCACGGAGGAGGACUAUUGUUGGUGGAGUGUCUGCGUGUCGUGACUUCGGUCUGGCAAUGCAGAGCGGCAAGUUCUUAGCCUACUACUACCCUACUUCUGGGAGGCACUGCACCACGUCUCUGCUUGCUCCAACUCCCUACACUAUGGGGAAAUGGUAUCUCCUAGCUGUUGCCAACAAUGGAACUAACACAUUUCUCUACCUGAACGGCAAGCAGAUCAACACUGUUCAGAAUCUCCCAUAUUCACUACCGACGACGCUUGGCUUCAGGAUCGGUAACUCCUACUGCUGCAAACAGGAAACCUUCAAGGGGAUGAUCAAGUCGGUGAAGGUCUGGAAACGAAGCCUAGGCAUCGAGGCGAUCACAGAGAGCAUGAGUGUGACCGGCAGUGUCAACUCUACAAUUGAGGCAAGAUAUAAUGGACUUGUGGCACACUAUGAGCUCGGACAGGGCAUCAAGGUGCCGUGUAAUGGCAUCGACCACGGCGGUGAUGACUGGACGGUAGCCCAAAGUGACAUUCUGUCUGGUACUCACUGCAAUGUAAGUGAGUUCGUCAUACCAAAGGGAGUGACAGCCUACAUCAAGAAAUAUGAUGGAACAUCUGGGGGCAUCUUUGAAGUGUACUCUGAAAGUAUACAGAUUGACGGCUACCUGAAUGGGAUGGGUGCUGGUUACCGAGGAGCAGCACGGGGGGCAUCCUUCCCCUCACAAGAUGGCAUGCAGGGAGAAUCCAUAAAUGGAGCGGGCACAAGAAGCACAGCAGCCAACAAGGGAGGUGGUGGUGGUGGCAAUGGCGGCCAUAUUGACUCCCAGGGAUAUGGCCGACCAGGGGCUGGAGGAGGGUAUGGGACUGCAGGAAAGGGCCCGGUGAAGAGAUCUAAUGGUGGCAGUGGCUGGAGUUCUGGUGGCACAGUGUACGGAGACACAGCAAUGUCCAAAGUAUACAUGGGGUCAGGAGGAGGAAGUGGGGGCAAUGCCAAGGACCUCAGUCACACACCUCCAGGUGGCCGUGGGGGUAACGGCGGAGCUGCUAUAGUGCUGUAUUCAACCGGCAACAUCCAAGUCACUGGUUCCAUCUCAGUGGCCGGGGAGACUGGACAGGGAGACAGCUUCACUCAAACUGGUUGUAAUGGAUGCCCUGCAUCAUGCAAAGCCUCCAACCCGAAGAACUGCGUAGGCAGCAGCACAAGUGCAUGCUGGGACAUGUCUGGUCCAGGAGGUGGCGGCAGUGGCGGCAGUCUUUACAUGACAGGAAAUGUUGUUGAUGUUGGUCACAACCGGCUGUGGGCCAGUGGAGGGCGGGGGGGAUAUGGUGGAGUGGGGGGCUGUGGAGGAGAUGGAGGAGUGGGCAGAAUUCAGAUCAACGCUGUCAUCUUUAAAGGCCACACCUCCUCAGUCUAUGGGCACAUCAACACCAACAAUGCAACCAAGCAGUAUAUAGAUUACAGCAUUACAGGACAGAAAAUGAUUGACCCGACAAGCACUGUGAUUGGAAAUGAAAUAUACCGGGGAUGCUUCCUUGAUAGCACACAUAGUCGUCACUUUGUCUAUACGAUGCCCCUGACUAAACAGGAGACAGCACAGCUCACUCCUGACGUCUGUAUAGCAAUGUGCAGACUAAAGGGUUACAGCGUUUCUGGAGUUGAGUAUGGACAUGAGUGUUACUGUGACAACAACUUUAACUGGGGCUUGAAGAAACCUGACAGUGACUGCAACAUGCCAUGUCAGGGGGACCCCCAUCAGCUCUGUGGUGCCGCGUUUCGCCUGGCAGUGUAUGGCCCACGACCCUACAUCCCGGGGCAGGGUCAGAAUGGCGUGGCGUCCUCCUGCCAACCCUGGUGUGCCACAGCAGACGCCUUCUCCAGUCAGCCCAAGUGGGGAGUGUGUGAUCUGAGGAGUCUGACGUCCACCUCAUGGAAUGUCCACUGUGAAUGUCCAGCAGGCUUCACGGGCUCAGCAUGUGACCAGGUUUGCACCAAUAACACAUGGGGAAUCAACUGCCGCAAUCCCUGUAACUGCAACAUGACCAACAUCAUCAACUGCAACAGCAACGAUGGACAGUGUAACUGUAAGCCUGGAUUCAGUGGGGCUCAGUGUAACCAGGUCUGUCCAAACGGAACCUUUGGGGACAACUGCCAAGGAAAGUGUGAUUGUCUGGAGACAGCAACAUGUGAUUCUCGUACAGGAACUUGCAUGUGCAAGGCGGGAUGGUCAGGCCCCCGGUGUAACAUUCCAUGCACCCCGGGGUUAUAUGGCAUCAACUGUACCCAGCAGUGUACCUGUCACCACGGCUCCUGCUCCCCGGAAGAUGGCACCUGCGACUGUGACUCCGGAUACAUGCUGCCUUACUGUGCGGAGACUUGUGAUCCUGGGACCUAUGGCCCGAGCUGUCUGUUCUUCUGUGACUGUAACGAGCAGGACUGUGACUACCAGACUGGCGUGUGUCAGUGUGGACCAGGGCUUCUGGGGGACAAGUGCGAGAGGCGUUGUCCCCAUGGCAAGUUUGGUCAGAAGUGUGCCCAGUCCUGCUCCUGUCAGCAGAACGCUGGCUGUGAUGCUGUCACAGGGAUGUGUCAGUGUCCCCCAGGCUAUGUAGGGUCCGACUGUGGCACCAAGUGUACAACAUGGAAAUAUGGGCAGAAUUGCCUCCAGGACUGUCCGUGUGUACAAGCCAACACAGUCUCUUGUGACUUUGAUUUGGGCAGAUGUCACUGCAAGCCAGGUUUCAGGGGAAGUAACUGCAGUUCGCCAUGUGCCACAGGCUACUAUGGUGCUGGCUGCCAGCAGACGUGUGCCUGUUCGGGAGGAUCUCCAUGUGACCCGGGUGGCGCCUGCACGUGUCCCAAGGGGCUGUGGGGGUCAGGCUGCAGCAGUUCUUGUAACUGUGUCCAUGGGGGAUGUAACUCUCAGUCAGGAGCAUGUGUCUGUGAUCCUGGCUGGAGGGGCGCCAAGUGUCAGACCAAGUGUACCACGGGAACCUACGGAGUGAACUGUGCCAGUCGGUGUAAAUGUGUCAACUCCAUGUGUGAUGCAGCAGAUGGCUCUUGCAGCUGCUCAGAUGGAUUCACAGGACCAACCUGUUCCAUGUCCUGUCCGAAAGGCUCCUUCGGACCCAACUGCCAGCUGCCAUGCCCAUCCUGUGGGUCCCGGUCCUAUGGUUGUGAUCCUGUGACCGGUAUCUGCCAGUGUUCCACAGGCUAUUCUGGACUGUCAUGUGACCAGCCGUGUCCACAGGGGAAAUAUGGUGACCAAUGUAGUAAAACAUGCAACUGCCUGAAUGGUCUUUGUGACACGGUCACUGGGAACUGCACAUGCAACGCUGGUUUCACGGGGGCUGCAUGUGACCAGGCGUGUCCUGCUGGAAAAUGGGGCAGCAACUGUAUAAACUCUUGUGACUGCGGAACACACUCAACUCACUGUGACCAAAAUAUGGGGUUCUGUAUCUGCAAUCCAGGCUUCCAGGGCGUGAAAUGCCGACAGAGCUGUGACCCUGGCUACUAUGGUGCCAACUGCUCCCUUACAUGCUCCUGUGUCGGAGGCCAGUCUCGCUGUAGCCCUCUUGACGGGUCCUGUGAGUGUACUCCUGGAUACCAGGGGCCUACAUGUAGUCAGUCAUGCCCAGUUGGGAAGUGGGGCAAAGGGUGUACCCAGGACUGUGAGUGUUCCAACCGAGGCAACUGCAGCGUCACCACUGGCGUCUGUGACUGUGCUCCAGGCUACGCCGGCACAAGUUGUGAUAAACCAUGUAAGCAAGAUGUGUUCUGGGGUAAGCACUGUGCGAACCAGUGCAACUGUAAUGGCCACCAUUGUGAUCAUGUCACUGGGUUAUGUGAUUGCCCUGCAGGGAAGACUGGAGCUAACUGUCAACAGGACUGCGAUGGGAACCACUUUGGCCUGCAGUGUGCCCAGACGUGCCAGUGUAAGAAUGGCGCUGCAUGUGACCCAGUCUCUGGUACCUGCCACUGUCCACAAGGCUGGUCCGGUGACAACUGCAACCAGAAGUGCCCCCAAGGACGCUAUGGUGAUGGAUGUACAAUGACCUGUAGCUGUAUGAACGGUGCAUCAUGUGACAGCUUGACAGGAGUGUGCCAUUGCGCUGCCGGGUACAUGGGCACCUCCUGCACAGAAACAUGCCAUAGAGGGACGUGGGGUGAAGGCUGCAAUCAGAUGUGUUCGUCUCUGUGUAAUGCCGGCUGCCUCGCUGACACCGGAGUCUGUAGGUGCCAGACUUGGACAUGUCAGAAUGGAGGAACGUGUGGCAGUGAUGGUCACUGCAAGUGUGCCCUGGGCUGGACAGGAGACAACUGCAUGACGGGUCAAGGACGGGAUUUGAGGAGCAGCCAAAACAAAUUUGAUUUCUCCUUAACUAUUGGCCAGGUGGUCGGUAUUGUCAUUGCUUUCCUCGUUGUACUGGUGGCAUCUGUUAUAGGGAUGGCAUUCUACAUGAGGCGACGAACACUCAAGAAUGCUCCAGCUUCUCCAGUCGAAUACAAAGACGAUCAGGUGAAAGUGUUGUCACGAGAUGAGGGUGGCGGGUUUUCAAAUCCUAACUUCGGUCAGUCCAAUGAAGACAUCAUCAUGGAGUCACGACAGGAAAUAGACCAUGUAGACAGCCAAGCAUAAGAUGCACAGAAUUCAAAAUAUGUCAUUGCACAGAUCAUGUCCAUUGUGUAUUACAAUUAAGGAGAUACCAACAGUGUCACAAACACAGCCAAACAUCAAGGUAUAAAGAUAUUAAUUCACUUGCAUCUGCUUAUAGGACGUUGUUCUGCUUUCAUGUACCGAAGAUGACAUUGAUUUCUUGGUCAUGACCAUUCAGAUGUAUGCCAUCAUGACGUCAUAUGCGUAACAAACUGUCGAGUUCUUGUUUGCUGAAUUCCAAUGCAUGUCUCUAAAUUCUAAUAUUAUCCAUAUCAAAGUUCUUUGAUUUGUAUAAAUAGGUAAAUUUGCAAAUAUUGUGUAUCUUGUCAGUUUGUAUAUAUUUGCUGGCAGUAUGAAUAGGUGCAUAAAUGCAUUCAUUUCCUUGUACAUUUUCAUUGAUGAUUAAAAUAUAUUGGUGUAUUA